This is a messenger RNA of Cyclocybe aegerita, 1233 nucleotides long. The record is from the annotation of a GenBank genome assembly. NCBI's taxonomy places the organism in Eukaryota, Fungi, Basidiomycota, Agaricomycetes, Agaricales, Hemipholiotaceae.
AUGAAGCUUCUCUUCCUCGCCGCUCUUCUCUCCGCCGCCGUCGCGAAUGCAGCCAUCAACGAUCCCUGCUCCGUCGGGAGCAUUCCUGGCAUCUGCAUAACGACGUCUUCGUGCACUAACGCUGGUGGCACCUACGCGUCUGGGUAUUGUCCUAAUGAUCCUUCAAAUGUAAGGUGCUGCCACAAGACCUGUGGAGGUGGCGGGCGAUGCCGCUUCACCAGCACUUGCCCCACCGGCAAGAUUCAGCGAGAACCGCAUCCUCCGAAAACCUCACGCCAUGAGGUCGACACACCCACGAGAAAUCGAAUCAUCAGUUAUGCCCAGGCCUCAGGAAAUGCAGCGGCAGCGGGCCGGAAUGAGAAUGUCAACGAGCGUACGGCGCAAUGCAUCUACAAACAUUUCCUGGAGACUGGGGAAACGUCCAACAAACCUCGGCCGGGUCCGUCAGAGAAGCUAUCCGACUAUGGCAAACGACAGGUCAUCCGCGAAGUAAUCAAGCAUCGACGAAUGCCAUUGACAGAGAUCACAAACCGACUUGCCACCUGCGUAUCACCUUCGACUAUUCGACGCAUCAUUGCUGCACAAGGAUUUCACCAGAGGGUUGCACGCAAGGUGCCGUACCUCUCACCUGCUCAUAAACGAAAACGACUCAAUUGGGCGCGCAUCCACCAAUCUUUCUGGCCCUCCGACUGGCGAUGUACCAUGUUUUCCGACGAGUGCUACGUUUACCUCGGGGAUGAUCGCGGUCGGAUUUAUGUUACGCGGCGACCAGACGAAGAAUUACUGGAGGAAUGUCUAGUUCCAACCUUCAAGCAGUCAACAGUACGUGUUAUGGUCUGGGGUUGCAUCGCUGAGGAUUGGAAAGGGCCUUUGGUUGUGUUGGAGUAUCCAGGGGGCAAGGGAGGAGAGAGAGGGAAUAUGACAUUUCAGCAAGAUGGCGCCCCCAGCCAUGGCAGCAAGGUCAUGAAGAGGUGGUUUGCCCAACAUGGCAUCCCACUCUUCCCACAUCCUCCUUCUUCGCCCGACCUAAAUCCCAUUGAACCCAUAUGGCACCUUCUUAAAUCAACUCUCAGACACCUUCCAUAUCCGCCUACAACUGUCGAUGGGCUGCGUGUUGCCGUUUUGCGUGCGUGGGAGGGGAUUUCCGUGGAGGUUAUCAAUCAUCAAAUUGGAAAGAUGGAUCGUCGUGUUAAGGCUGUCCUAGCUGCAAGAGGGGGACAUACUGGAUUUUAA